CGCGACAUUGGCGCAAAGUGCUAGCAGCCAUACAAGAUGGAAGUUGACAACGAUCCUGCUCAGUAUCUGGCCACGACCAUCUCGUCCUCGCCGUCGGAGGUUGCACAGAUCUAUGAGCGCUUCCACCUUCUUUACAGCAAGAAGUUGUGGUUCCAGCUGACAAAGGCCAUACAAGCCUUCAUCGGCCGAGCAGACUCUGCAGAGUACCAGAUCGACCUGUACAACUCGUUCAUCAAGGAUUUUCAGAAGCACAUCAACCAGCUCAGGCUGGCCGAGAUCUGCGUCAGGAUUGCUCAGCAGUACAAAGAUGCUGCAAAGGCCCUCGACUUCCUCUCGGGCAUCGUCAGCCUCGUGAACAAGCCAGACUCACAAGAGGCAUUCGUGCUUGCGACGAUGGAGGCAGCUCAGAUGAAGCUCAUCCUCGGCGAUCUGCAAGGUACACAAGAAGCCAUGUCGAGCUCAGAGAAGAUCCUGGACACCUUCAACAGCGUCAACCCGGGCGUACAUGCCAGCUUCUAUCGCGUCUCGGGUGAUUAUCACAAGGCAAAGGCAGAGUACGCGGGCUACUACAAGAAUUCGCUGCUCUAUCUGGCCUGCAUCACCGUCGAGACAGAUCUCGACGCGGCAGAUCGGUUGCAACGGGCACACGAUCUCGCUAUCGCUGCCUUGCUCGGCGACAGCAUUUACAACUUCGGCGAGCUUCUGACACACCAGAUCUUAUCUGCGCUUGAUGCGCCAGACAUGGUCUGGCUGAAGCAGUUCCUCUUUGCUUUCAAUGAAGGCAAUAUUGCCCGCUUUGAUGCCUUGACGCCACAUCUCGCCAAAGAGGAGAUACUGCAGCAAAACUAUGGCGUACUCAAACAAAAGAUCUGCUUGAUGGCAUUGAUAGAAGCAGUCUUCAAACGACCGGCAGGCGACAGGAUACUCAGCUUUGACAUCGUUGCACGAGAGACACACUUGCCAGUACAAGAAGUCGAGCAUCUCGUCAUGAAAGCACUCUCACUCAAAAUCGUACAAGGCUCUAUAGAUCAAGUGUCUCAGACAGCGACGAUCACAUGGGUUCAGCCUCGCGUACUCGACAAGGCUCAGAUCGACGGCCUACGGGUCAGACUGACAGAUUGGUGCGGGCGCGUGACUGCCGUGGGUCAAGUGGCAGCAGCAGCAAGCAAGGACAUUGUUGUAUGAUAACCAAAAGCAAGCCAUGCAUAUCCACUGCUACGCAUCUUGCGUGGGGGUUCUGAGCAUGACUUGGCUGAUGUCAUCAAGAUCCAUGCUUUCCUCCUGCGACUGAUGCAUGACGUCCGAGAGGAGUGCCUUCUGCAAUCCAGCAAUCUCUCGCUUAUCGAACAGCAUCCGUGCCAGCUC
Molecule: messenger RNA, 1365 nt
Organism: Mixia osmundae IAM 14324
Lineage: Eukaryota; Fungi; Basidiomycota; Mixiomycetes; Mixiales; Mixiaceae
Exons: 7
Coding region: 37-1185 (382 amino acids)
Biological process (GO): ubiquitin-dependent protein catabolic process
Cellular component (GO): proteasome regulatory particle, lid subcomplex; nucleus; cytosol
Molecular function (GO): structural molecule activity
Source: RefSeq, a predicted model, not a curated record